CUUCCUGUUCCUGUAACAGCAAACAUCAGCUCUGAAUUCACUAUUUGCCUCAGUUCGUUCUGUCUGCUCAUACCUACUGGCGCAGGCAGGGUGGGGAUGCGCCGUGGAAACCUGGAGGGCAGAGGAGAUGCAUGAGGUAGAUGGUCGGAGGCAAGGAAGCAGCAUUUGACGCUGGGAAGCCUCUCCACAUUGGACCCCCACUUCUCUUUUACUGGCAUCUUAAAAGGAGCUUCUCCAUUUAAUUUUUCUUCUUCUACUUCUUCUUUUUACCAUACUUUUGAUUCUACUUGCUGUCUUACAACAAUAAUGAGGUGGUUCCACCGUGAUCUCAGCGGCAUAGAUGCAGAAGCCUUACUCAAAGCACGAGGAGUUCAUGGCAGCUUCUUGGCUCGCCCCAGCCGGAAGAACAAAGGGGACUUUUCUCUUUCUGUCAGGGUUGGUGACCAGGUAACCCACAUCCGUAUCCAGAAUACAGGGGAUUUUUAUGAUCUUUAUGGAGGAGAAAAGUUUGCCACUUUGUCAGAAUUAGUGGAAUAUUACACACAGCAGCAAGGAUCCCUGCAAGAUAAAGAUGGAACCAUCAUAGACUUGAGGUAUCCACUGAACUGCUCCGAUCCGACAACAGAGAGGUGGUACCAUGGGCAUCUUUCUGGUCCAGCGGCUGAAACCAUGCUCCAAACCAAGGCUGCCCCAUGGACCUUCUUGGUGCGUGAGAGCCUUAGCAAGCCUGGUGAUUUUGUGCUGUCUGUCCUGACUGACCAACCUAAAUCCGGGACUGAUGCUAUGCCGGCUGGAGCCAGCAGCACCCCAAAAGUGCGCAUGAAAGUCACCCAUAUCAAGAUCAUGUGUGAGAAGGGGAAAUACACUAUUGGGGGUGCAGAGAACUUUGGAAGUUUGGCCGACCUGGUGGAGCAUUUUAAGAAGACAGGUAUUGAGGAGGCAUCUGGAUCCCAUGUAUAUUUGCGACAGCCUUUCAAUGCUACCCGAGUAAAUGCAGCUGACAUCGAGAACAGAGUACAAAUGCUUAACAAGAGAAGCCAAAUGGAAGAAGCAGCCAAAGGUGGUUUCUGGGAGGAAUUUGAUAGCCUGCAAAAGCAAGAAACAAAGAACUUGUAUGAUCGGCAUGAAGGCCAGAGACCAGAAAACAAGGGCAAGAAUCGCUAUAAGAACAUAUUGCCAUUUGACCAUUCCCGGGUGAUCCUCCAAGACAGAGAUGAAAACAUUUGUGGGUCUGAUUAUAUCAAUGCCAACUACAUCCAGAACAAGCUCUUCAGUCCUGAGGAAUGCAGUAAAAUGUACAUUGCCAGCCAAGGUUGCUUGGAUGCCACAGUCCAUGAUUUUUGGCAGAUGGUGUGGCAAGAAAAUUCACGCAUCAUUGUAAUGACCACCCGGGAGGUGGAGAAAGGAAGGAACAAAUGUGUCCCCUACUGGCCGGAGGUGGGAAGCACCAAAGAGUACGGGCCGUACAUAGUGGAGAAUGUUAGAGAACAUGAAUCCCUGGAGUAUAAACUCCGACAGCUUCGUCUUUCACCAAUCAAUAAUGGUGGGGCUGUGAGAGACAUCUGGCAUUACCAGUACCUGAGCUGGCCUGAUCAUGGAGUGCCCAGUGAGCCCGGAGGAGUUCUUGGCUUCCUCACCCAGAUCAAUCAGCAGCAGGAGAGCGUCCCAGAAGCCGGGCCCAUCGUGGUGCACUGCAGUGCUGGGAUUGGUCGCACAGGGACCAUCAUCGUCAUUGACAUGAUCGUGGAUAUGAUCUCAACAAAAGGGCUGGACUGUGACAUAGAUAUCCCCAAGGUCAUUCAGAUGGUUCGGGCCCAGCGCUCAGGAAUGGUGCAAACUGAAGCCCAGUACAAGUUCAUCUACAUGGCCAUCUGCCAGUUUAUAGAGGUCACCAAGAGAAAGCUGGAUAUUAUGCAGAAAGGAAAAGUCAGUGAGUCUGAGUAUGGAAAUAUAACCUACCCACCCGCACAGAAGUCCUCACAUCCAAAGGCUUCGCGAAAAUCAUCCAGGCAGAAGGAGGAACUCACCCUCUAUGAGAAUUUAGAAAACACCAAAGGCAGGCAUGAGGAGAAAGGGCCUUGGCCUUCAGGGAGGGAGAAGAAACCAAAGGGCUCUCUGAAGAAAAAGUAAUGCCAUGCAGCUUCCAGCAAGGCUGCCUGAAUGUCUUACCUGCAGCAGGCAUCGCCUUCUGCUCUGCUCAGAACUUUUCCCAGAGGUUCAUCGAACUGUGGACAGCCUGCCCAGCUGGACCAUCCAGGUGGCACUUUCUCCUCCUAUUAAUGAAUCUGGCUCUCUCCCAGCUAGGACUCACCGACUCGUUUUGCUGUCGGAGAGCAUUUCCGUAUGGGCUUGUUUUGUUUUGUUUUGGGCUGCAGGGACCUCUGAUGCAUUCUCAGCAGAUGUGCCGCUUGUGGCCCCUAACAACUGUGACACGACCACCCUCAUCCCAUUCCUCUUGGAUUCUCACAUACACCAGUUUAUGCAUUAGGUCUUUCCUGCCCCUGCCUUAAAAGUCAGGCUUUGGGGGCUCAGACAAAAUCCAAUCUCUCAGGACUGGAAAACCUCCUGCCUCUUUUCUGUAUCAUGGGCCCUGGAGUCUUCUGUUCAUCAUGACCUCUGAGCCCUUCCAGGUACCAGGCCUUGCCAGGUCAGGAAGCUGGUUACACUGCCUUUGAUUAAAUAUUGCUUUUAUAGCGUUACUUUCUUCCUGGUCCAGUUUCUUUCUGCUACUCAUUUGAGUCAUUUUCUUAUCAACAACAGAGGGAUGCCACUUCAACUGUAACCUCUAUUUAGCAACUGAACCUUUCCAUGUUCCUCUUGAAAGAGACAGUCUUCUAAUCUAAAGGAAUGGCUGCCUUUACUUUAGGACAAAACUAGUAGGUGUGUUUCAUUAGUAGACUUUGCUUUGUUUAAUUAUUAAUUGGAUUUUCGAACUCAGAAUUGCAGGGUGAGACUUCUGGGCUCACCACCGCUGCCAGAUUAGAAGUUCCCCUGUGAAGCAAAACGCUGCAGGCAGCACAUUCCAGAGGGCACGGCUAUUUCCUCCUUCCUCUGUCCGAGAACUCUAAUUCUGAUUUUUUAAACAAAACUAUACAUUUUGCUUCAAGAUGCAAAAAUGUUUGGAGCUAAUAAGCAGGGAAUUGACUUAAAAGCACACACUCUAUACCAGGGGUGGGCAGAAGGUACGUUUACUGGUAGAUCACUGGGUGAUUUAUAAUAAAUUGGCAAGGAUUUCUGACUCCUCUUUGGUUAAUGAAAACCAGCAUUUAAAAGCUGUCCCCCACUUAACCAUAGUUGCUGAAAAAGAACAGCUGGGGACAAGUCAGCCCACCAUGUUCUUUAGAAGCUCCCUCAGCCUGACUUCUCACUGUAUGCCCACCCUCCUGAACCAUUAUUUUAUUCCUAUCUCUGGUGGGUGGAUCUCAGUGUUUGAGGAAGAACAAACCAGAUCCUACAAAUGUGGGGUCUGCUCAUGCCUGCCCAAGUCAGCACCAGAUAUCAUUACACUGCUGCCAGAUGUGUACCUUUUAGACGGGCAUAAAAACUUGCACAUUUCCUACUAGACACACUUUCACCAAAAUGGACCUUUAGGCUUUGGCAAUAGGACACCCGUGGCAAAGGAAGCAACCCAGAAUCACCUAUCAGAAUACCAAAACCAUGUAUUUAUUGAUUAUAAACCCAGAUUUAAAAUGCACAAGUUUCUUUGGGGGGAAGUAACUUUUGCGGAACAACUAACAAUUUAAAUACAAGACUAAUAAACAUUUAAGCUUUU
Varanus komodoensis (Komodo dragon) is the source of this 3772-nucleotide messenger RNA. RefSeq names its product protein tyrosine phosphatase non-receptor type 6 (gene PTPN6). Gene Ontology annotation, molecular function: protein tyrosine phosphatase activity. The transcript is spliced from 15 exons. Gene Ontology annotation, biological process: protein dephosphorylation. The record is from RefSeq and is a predicted model, not a curated record. NCBI's taxonomy places the organism in Eukaryota, Metazoa, Chordata, Lepidosauria, Squamata, Varanidae. The coding region runs from base 307 to 2130 and encodes 607 amino acids.